Messenger RNA from Nicotiana tabacum (common tobacco), 516 nucleotides. NCBI's taxonomy places the organism in Eukaryota, Viridiplantae, Streptophyta, Magnoliopsida, Solanales, Solanaceae. The record is from RefSeq and is a predicted model, not a curated record.
AUGAUCAUCGGAGGGGGCAAUGAUGCAUCGAUCAACAACGUAAAAUUCACCACCACCCACAAACUCAAACGAUUGAUCACUCAUGAACGGUACGACAAACUCGAAGAAAGUAUCAUCUUCGAUAAGUCAGAUGCCCAUGGUUUGGUUUUUCCUCACUAUGACGCUCUUGUUGUCACUUUACGCAUAUUAGAUACGAAUGUGAGACAUAUUAUGGUGGACGAUGGGAACGGUGCAUGCAUUAUCCACCCUCAAGUACUUGCACAGAUGAAACUCGAGGAUAAGAUAGUGCCACUCUGCAUCACACUAACCGGUUUUAGUAAUGCAGUUGAACGAAUAUCUGGAGAGAUCACACUCCCUGUUCUGGCUGGUGGCAUCACUCUAGAAACUACUUUCCACAUCAUGGAUCAGGACACAACGUACAAUGCCAUAAUAGGUUGGCCUUGGAUACACGCCAUGAAAGCCGUCUCUCCAGCUUGUACCAAGUUAUCAAAUUUCCCACCCAUGGGGAGUAUUUAG